Sparassis crispa is the source of this 375-nucleotide messenger RNA. RefSeq lists its product as hypothetical. The record is from RefSeq and is a predicted model, not a curated record. Lineage: Eukaryota; Fungi; Basidiomycota; Agaricomycetes; Polyporales; Sparassidaceae. Bases 1 to 375 code for a protein of 124 amino acids. Gene Ontology annotation, biological process: protein phosphorylation. Gene Ontology annotation, molecular function: ATP binding; protein kinase activity. The transcript is spliced from 4 exons.
AUGAACAGAACAUUUGUGCCCAACCAAUCACUGACCAUAGAAUCGACGAAAUCACUGCUUAUCCACUUCCUCCUCCCCGAAAUCCUAAUUUGGGGACCAUGGAACGAAAAGGUGGAUAUAUGGACCUUCGGAUGCUUGAUUUUUGAGAUCGUCACCGGUGGAGUACUUUUCAAGUACAAACCGUUCCAAAGAUUCAACCUUGAUGAACUAUCCUAUCUCCUGUACACGAUGCUGUGCUACACGUGCGAAGACUUUAGCGCAGAUCAACUAACAGUCAGUAAAUGGGCUGGCCGAUUCUUUGAUUCAACAUGUAAUCUAGGGGCCAAUCCACUGUCCUUUCGAGUUGUGUAUCAGGAAUCACAAAGUCAUAGAUGA